Molecule: messenger RNA, 872 nt
Organism: Diceros bicornis minor
Lineage: Eukaryota; Metazoa; Chordata; Mammalia; Perissodactyla; Rhinocerotidae
Gene: KRTCAP3
Product: keratinocyte associated protein 3
Exons: 7
Coding region: 56-778 (240 amino acids)
Source: RefSeq, a predicted model, not a curated record
AGGGAGGGGCCGGGGCCAGGUAGAGGUGCCCGGCGGCGAGGCGCCGAGGGACGGAAUGAGGUGCUGCCGCCUCUGCAGAUUCGACGCGGCCCGGGGUCCCCGGCGGCUUAUGCGCGUGGGCCUCGCAUUGAUCCUGGUGGGCCACGUGAACCUGCUGCUGGGGGCCGUGCUGCACGGCACCGUCCUGCGGCACGUGGCCAAUCCCCGCGGCGCCGUCACUCCGGAGUACAUCACCGCCAAUGUCAUCUCCGUGGGCUCAGGGCUGCUGAGUGUUUCCGUGGGACUUGUGGCCCUCUUGGCAUCCAGGAACCUUCUUCGCCCACGACUGCACUGGGCCCUGCUGGCACUAGCUCUGGUGAACCUGCUCUUGUCCGCUGCCUGCUCCCUGGGCCUCCUCCUUGCUGUGUCACUCACUGUGGCCAAUGGCGGCCGCCGUCUUAUUGGUGACUGCCAUCCAGGACUGCUGGAUCCUUUGCUACCGCUGGACCAGGGGCCUGGACACACUGACUGCUCCUUUGACCCCACAAGAAUCUAUGAUACAGCCUUGGCUCUCUGGAUCCCUUCUUUGCUCAUGUCUGCAGCGGAGGCUGUUCUGUCUGGUUACUGCUGUGUGGCUGCACUCACUCUACGUGGGGUUGGGCCCUGCAGGAAGGAAGGACUACAGGGGCAGCUGGUGGAACUGACAGAGCUUGAACUUCCUAAAUUUAAAAGGCAGGAAAAUGAACAGCUACUGGAUCAAAAUCAAGAAAUCCAGGCAUCACAGAAAAGUUGGGUUUAGGACAGGUGCUGAUCCAGAGGCUCAGUCCCCAAGAGUUUUCCACUGACUCCUAGGAUGAUAUAAACAAUUAUAAUAAAAGAACUCUUUUAUUCUA